AUGGAUCCUUAUGAUUUGAAAAAUGAGGAUGAACUUGAGUGGAAAAUUAUAGAAGAUGCACUAAAUGAUCUUCAAGCUCAAGAAGCAUGUAUUCAGUUAAUCAUUGAGGAGCAUCUCCAACAAGUUGAUGGAAGCUCUAGUAAUUGUAGACGUCAAAGAUCUCACAUAGAAAGGAAUCGGGAAGAAGGACACGUCCGUUUGUGGAAUGACUAUUUUUCGACAAAUCCAGUUUACACAGAAGAGCAAUUUCGGCGAAGGUAUAGAAUGCGAAAACACGUGUUCCUUCGAAUUGUAGAAGCCAUCAGCAACACUGAUGAUUAUUUCCAAAUGAGAAAUGAUGCGACUGGGAGAAUGGGUCUUUCACCAUUGCAAAAAUGCACUGCUGCAAUUCGUAUGUUGGCUUAUGGAUCCUCGGCCGAUAGUGUAGAUGAGUAUGUGCGUAUUGGUGAAAGCACUGCACGAGAAUGCAUGGCGAGAUUUGUUAAAGGAAUAAAUGAGGUAUUUGGGCCAGCGUACUUAAGAAAACCGAACAACAGAGACAUCGCACGCCUUAUGGAAUUGGGGAAGGCGCGUGGCUUUCCUGGGAUGUUAGGUAGUAUUGACUGUAUGCAUUGGAUUUGGAAAAAUUGUCCUACUGCAUGGAAAGGUCAAUAUUGUCGAGGUGAUCAUGGUAAGCCCACCAUCAUUCUUGAAGCUGUAGCAUCACAAGAUUUGUGGAUUUGGCAUGCAUUUUUCGGUGUUGCAGGUUCAAAUAACGACAUCAACGUCCUCAACCAAUCUGAUGUCUUUAACGAGGUUUUGCAAGGGAAAGCUCCCGAGGUACAAUUUACAUUAAAUGGAACAACAUAUAACAUGGGAUACUAUUUAGCAGAUGGAAUUUAUCCAGAAUGGGCAACAUUUGUUAAAACUAUCUCAAUGCCACAAGGAGAAAAAAGAAAAUUGUUUGCCCAACAUCAAGAAGGAGCAAGAAAAGAUGUGGAGCGGGCAUUUGGAGUGCUUCAAUCACGAUUCGCAACUGUACGUGGCCCAGCCCGAGCUUGGCACCUGCACAUACUAAAAGAUAUAAUAUAUGCAUGCAUAAUAUUGCAUAAUAUGAUUGUUGAAGAUGAACGGGAAAUGUAUGAUGGCAAUAUUGACUUUUCAUAUGAUCAGCUAGAAAAUGACGCUUCAACGCCUGAAGUAUUUAGCGGCCCUCAUCCUGAUUUUGCAAUGUACCUUCGAAAGAGAGCUCAAGUUCGUGAAAAGGCAGUACAUCGUCAUCUUCAAGCAGAUUUAGUGGAGCAUGUUUGGGAACAUUUUAGUCGUGAAGAUAAUCACAAUUAG
Messenger RNA from Lotus japonicus, 1323 nucleotides. RefSeq lists its product as uncharacterized. The record is from RefSeq and is a predicted model, not a curated record. NCBI's taxonomy places the organism in Eukaryota, Viridiplantae, Streptophyta, Magnoliopsida, Fabales, Fabaceae. The transcript has a single exon. Bases 1 to 1323 code for a protein of 440 amino acids.